AUGGCAAACAUCCAUUUCUUUGUGAUCAGCUGUUUGCUCGUCACGUCCACGCUAAAGUGGCGCCCCGCUACGUCACUGCCCGUGCAGGCGCAGCUGAGCUCCGAAGAGUGCAAAAAAUGCUCCGCGCUCUUCGUCAGCCUCUUGAGAAAUAUCACGGGGCUCCUCAGCGGUAACGUUUUGUGUUACGGUCUCAAGCCAAAUGACAAAGCAACCGUAAGCAGCUCGGCUGAGACGGUGCAAGCCUGCGCGCCGAAUGUGCAAGAGAAUUUCAGCUGCAUGGCACAAAGAAAUACAUCCUUCAGCGAGAGUGAGUGUGUGUCAAGCAUCAUGAAGGACAUGGUCCACUAUGAUGCCCUCAUUCAGUCCUACCUCAAGUUGACACUCAGGAGCCCUGAAGAAGAAACGGCACUUCUGAGCCCAACACUCGAGAUCAUCCACAACUUGAAGAACUGUUUGUUGAAAGUCGCUCGAGGCAUGAACCCUGCAGAGGAGGACACGUCCUAUAUGUGGGGAGACAACAGUUUCACCAACCGACGUGAAAUGUGCAAGAUGAUGAGAGGCUUCCACAUCCGAGCCAUCACCAUCAAUCGAGCGAUGGGCUACCUCUCCUCAGGAGACCACCUGAAGUAAACAUCAUGCCAGAUUACCGAAAAAAAAAAAAAAAAAAACUUAUUGUCACCCAUUGCAAUUUUUUUUAGUCAUGUUGUAAAAGUAGGAAUUUUGAUGUCAACACUAGCAGAGGUUUCUAGAAAUAAAGUGUCACAUAUUGAUAUUGACAUUUCCUAAUUGUGAGAUGUGAAAUGCAGAGAGAAAGGACAGCAGGAUGCGGAAGGGGCAGGAAGGAAGGAAAUUAAACCGCACGGUUUGUUCAUUUCACAUUAUCUUGCGCUUCCAUUUGGAAAAAU
Molecule: messenger RNA, 905 nt
Organism: Hippocampus comes (tiger tail seahorse)
Lineage: Eukaryota; Metazoa; Chordata; Actinopteri; Syngnathiformes; Syngnathidae
Gene: il12a
Product: interleukin 12a
Exons: 7
Coding region: 1-630 (209 amino acids)
Biological process (GO): immune response
Cellular component (GO): extracellular region
Molecular function (GO): interleukin-12 receptor binding; growth factor activity
Source: RefSeq, a predicted model, not a curated record